Impatiens glandulifera is the source of this 1493-nucleotide messenger RNA. RefSeq names its product ADP,ATP carrier protein, mitochondrial. NCBI's taxonomy places the organism in Eukaryota, Viridiplantae, Streptophyta, Magnoliopsida, Ericales, Balsaminaceae. Gene Ontology annotation, molecular function: ATP:ADP antiporter activity. Gene Ontology annotation, cellular component: mitochondrial inner membrane. The record is from RefSeq and is a predicted model, not a curated record. The coding region runs from base 112 to 1275 and encodes 387 amino acids. Gene Ontology annotation, biological process: mitochondrial ADP transmembrane transport; mitochondrial ATP transmembrane transport. The transcript is spliced from 3 exons.
CGUUAUAGCUCAUCACUAACCCUCAUCGUUCUUCUCUCCUCCUCUGCGGCUGCUAUAAGCGACCACCGAGGCCAGACCUGAACGCAGCGCAGGGUUAUUACUGGCAAAGACAUGAUGACUGAUCAGCCUACUGUCGCUCAGAAGAUGUCCGGAAAGCUAAAUCUUAGUUCCAAUUCUCAAAUCCGUUAUGGGGGAAUUGAACAGCCUGCUAUUCACCAGAGGCGAUUCUCUUAUGGGAAUUACUCUAGUGCAGCUUUUCAGUAUCCCGUGACCCAAACAUGCAGAGCAUCUCAGGACCUUUCUUUGGUUACUGCAAAUGCUUCUCCUGUCUUUGUUCAAGCUCCAUCUGAGAAAGGGUUAGCAGGAUUUGCAAUUGAUUUCCUUAUGGGUGGAGUUUCAGCAGCAGUGUCAAAAACUGCAGCAGCCCCCAUUGAGCGUGUUAAGCUUUUGAUUCAAAACCAGGACGAGAUGCUUAAGUCUGGCCGUCUUUCUGAACCCUACAAGGGAAUUGGUGAUUGUUUCAAGAGGACAAUGAAAGACGAAGGUAUGGUCGCAUUGUGGAGAGGAAACACUGCUAAUGUCAUCCGUUAUUUCCCUACCCAGGCCUUGAACUUUGCGUUUAAGGACUACUUUAAGAGGCUGUUUAACUUUAAGAAAGACCGUGAUGGCUACUGGAAGUGGUUUGCUGGAAACCUAGGAUCUGGUGGUGCUGCUGGUGCAUCAUCACUUCUCUUUGUGUAUUCCUUGGAUUAUGCCAGAACCCGUCUUGCUAAUGAUUCCAAGGCCUCAAAGAAAGGAGGAGGUGAGAGACAAUUCAAUGGCUUGGUGGAUGUUUACAAGAAGACCCUCCAAUCUGAUGGCAUUGCUGGACUAUACCGUGGAUUCAACAUCUCAUGUGUUGGUAUCAUUGUUUAUCGCGGGUUGUACUUUGGAAUGUACGAUUCUCUCAAACCUGUUCUCUUGACUGGAAACUUGGAGGAUAGUUUCUUUGCUAGCUUUGCUCUUGGAUGGCUGAUCACAAAUGGUGCUGGUCUUGCCUCAUACCCAAUUGACACAGUCAGAAGAAGAAUGAUGAUGACAUCUGGUGAGGCAGUCAAGUACAAGAGCUCGUUCGAUGCCUUCUCCCAAAUCCUUAAAAACGAGGGACCUAAAUCGCUGUUCAAGGGUGCUGGUGCAAACAUCCUUCGUGCCGUUGCAGGUGCUGGUGUUCUUGCAGGAUAUGACAAGCUUCAGUUAAUUGUGUUCGGUAAGAAGUAUGGUUCAGGUGGUGCUUAAGUUUUCUUAAACGUUUAGAUAAUGAUGAAAAAUAAUGAUUAAGACAUGCUUGUUGAAUAAGCAGAAACUCAGAGGUAAUUCCUCAACUUUAAUAUUAUUUUGGUAACUGUUGGUCGUGUGAUUUUUGAUUUGUUAUGAACACAGAGUUGAACAAUACCUUUUUCACAUCGGCUGUUUAUUUUGAAGUAGUAGUAUUAUAAUUUUGUUAUUUUCAGUUA